Messenger RNA from Babesia bovis T2Bo, 779 nucleotides. RefSeq names its product putative 60S ribosomal protein L15-1. Bases 99 to 713 code for a protein of 204 amino acids. Lineage: Eukaryota; Apicomplexa; Aconoidasida; Piroplasmida; Babesiidae. Gene Ontology annotation, cellular component: cytosolic large ribosomal subunit; ribosome. The record is from RefSeq and is a predicted model, not a curated record. Gene Ontology annotation, biological process: cytoplasmic translation. The transcript is spliced from 2 exons. Gene Ontology annotation, molecular function: structural constituent of ribosome; RNA binding.
UUGUACACAGCCUUCUGUAUAUAGAAGGUAUUGCGUGACCGUAACGCAAUAUAUCCGGUAAAAUACUCCCGAAUCUUGUCGUCACGUGAUAAUACAAGAUGGGCGCCUACCGGUACAUGGAGGAGCUCUGGCGCAAAAAGCAAUCAGAUGCUAUGCGCACACUACUUAGGAUCAGAACCUGGGAAUACAGGCAGCUCUCUGCCGUACAUCGCGUUUCUAGGCCAACCCGCCCCGACAAGGCCCGUCGCUUAGGUUACAAGGCCAAGCAGGGAUUCGUCAUCUACCGCGUACGCAUCAAGCGCGGUGACCGUAAGAGGAACGUACAAAAUGGCAUUGUCUACGGAAAACCAAAGCAUCAGGGUAUUCGCAAGCAAAAGUCUAAGCGCAACUUGAGGAGCCGUGCCGAAGAACGUGUUGGAAGACGUUGCGGCUCACUCCGCGUUCUCAACUCAUACUGGGUGGGACAAGAUGCCCUUCACAAGUUCUAUGAAGUCAUAUUGGUGGAUCCAUUCCACAACGCCAUCCGCAAUGACCCCAGGAUGCAGUACAUCACCAAACCAGUGCACAAACACCGUGAAAUGCGUGGACUUACAUCUGCAGGUCGCAAGUCACGUGGUCUACGUGUCAAGGGACCAAAGGCAGCAAAGUUGAGGCCAUCAAUCCGCGCAAACUGGAGGAGAAGGCAGAUCCAGCGCUUGUGGCGUAUGAGGUGAUCUUCCUCUUGCCACAGGCCAGGAUCAUAAUGCUAAAUGAAACUCGUGGUCUAAUUAUCUAUGAGC